AAACGGUAGUAAAAACCCGUUAAACACCGAACACGAAGCAGCAACCAAAACCAGAAUCAGGGUGAAGCAUCAGAAGUCGACGCCAUUUGAGGAGGCGACCACCACUUCGAAGCACCCAAUUCAUCAAUGGCAAUCAGAGUUAUGGACUUAGUGUCCGGAGCCUCGCUCAAUUGUUUUCAUUUCAAAAACAAUAAAGGCUUUGUGAAAUCUAGGGAUUUCACUAUCAGAUGUUCUGUUCCUCUCUCUUCCCAUGGCGCUGCCACCAUUGAUUUGGGAGAGAGGCCAUGGAAGGUGUCGGAUGCUCGGUUGGUGCUUGAAGAUGGUUCAAUCUGGAGGGCUAAGUCUUUUGGCGCUUCCGGAACCCAAGUUGGUGAAGUGGUUUUCAAUACUUCUUUGACUGGGUAUCAAGAAAUUCUAACAGAUCCAAGCUAUAAUGGGCAGUUUGUCCUGAUGACCAAUCCCCAUAUCGGCAAUACUGGUGUCAAUUUCGAUGAUGAAGAAGCCAGGCAAUGCUUCCUCGCUGGCCUGGUGAUCAGAAGCCUAAGCAUCAGCACUUCAAAUUGGAGGUGUAAACAAACGCUUGGUGAUUAUUUAAUUGAGAGAAACAUCAUGGGAAUUUAUGAUGUUGACACUCGUGCUAUUACUCGUCGGUUAAGGGAAGAUGGAAGUCUUAUUGGUGUUUUAAGCACUGAAAAGUCGAAAUCUGAUGAUGAGCUAUUGGAAAUGUCUCGGUCAUGGAACAUUGUUGGUGUUGACUUAAUUAGUGGUGUUUCAUGCAAAUCUCCUUAUGAAUGGGUGGAUAGAACUGAUUUGGAAUGGGAAUUCAAAUCUGGUGGACAAGCUUCAGAGACCUUCCAUGUUGUGGCCUAUGAUUUUGGAAUCAAGAGUAACAUACUUAGGCGCUUGGCAUCUUAUGGAUGCAAAAUCACUGUUGUCCCGUCCACAUGGGCGGCAUCAGAGACCCUUAAGUUAGAGCCAGAUGGGGUUCUUUUCAGCAACGGUCCGGGCGAUCCAUCUGCAGUUCCUUAUGCUGUUGAAACAGUCAAGCAACUAGUUGGGAAGGUACCUGUUUUUGGAAUUUGUAUGGGCCAUCAAUUGCUUGGCCAGGCCUUGGGUGGUAAGACCUUCAAAAUGAAAUUUGGUCAUCAUGGAGGAAAUCAUCCCGUUCGCAACUUUCGGAACGACCGUGUAGAAAUUAGUGCUCAGAAUCACAACUACGCAGUGGAUCCUGCAUCCCUCCCAGAGGGUGUUGAAGUAACCCACGUCAAUCUUAAUGAUGGAAGCUGUGCUGGUCUUGCUUACCCAAAGCUAAAAAUUAUGUCUCUUCAAUACCAUCCUGAAGCAUCUCCCGGGCCUCACGAUUCCGACUCUGUUUUUGGAGAUUUCAUAGAGAUGAUGAAGCAAGAAAAGAGAAAUGGUUAAUGUGACCAUUCAGAGAGUGGCGAGGGAAAAGGGAAAGGGAAAGGGGAAAGAGACUGUAAUAUAUAUCUCCCCUUCUCUGUGAUCAUUGUAGCAUCUCAAGCCCCAUAUGGGUUGCUUGGAAAUAUAAAAUAGUAAUAAUAAUAAUAAUAUCUAUUCAAACUAAUUGGGAAGAUUACAGUAUUUA
This is a messenger RNA of Cucurbita moschata (crookneck pumpkin), 1606 nucleotides long. RefSeq names its product carbamoyl-phosphate synthase small chain, chloroplastic-like. NCBI's taxonomy places the organism in Eukaryota, Viridiplantae, Streptophyta, Magnoliopsida, Cucurbitales, Cucurbitaceae. Gene Ontology annotation, molecular function: carbamoyl-phosphate synthase (glutamine-hydrolyzing) activity. The transcript has 11 exons. Gene Ontology annotation, cellular component: carbamoyl-phosphate synthase complex; cytoplasm. The record is from RefSeq and is a predicted model, not a curated record. Gene Ontology annotation, biological process: L-arginine biosynthetic process; 'de novo' pyrimidine nucleobase biosynthetic process; L-glutamine metabolic process. The coding region runs from base 127 to 1422 and encodes 431 amino acids.